AUGGCCUAAAUCGUUGUAGUAGUGAGCAAAUUUUUAACUACUGAAAUGAAUCCUAAUAAUCAAUUUGAAAGAAAAAUUAUAUAAUUAACAGAUAAUGGUUAUGUAACUAACAGUUGUCUGACAUAUGGGUUAUGGUCAAAAUUCAACCCUCUUAGUGCAAUAUCUUAAGUGGGAUAUUAAGGAAUUUUUGAUAGUCAUUGCUUUCAUUUACAUAAUGCUAUGGAUUUAGAAUAAUAAAAUUUAAAUAUAGUAUAUUUUGAUUGUCUUGACUAUGAGUCAAAGAAAAUAACAAAAACAAUUUAAUUUAUCAAUAAUUAGAACUAAUAAAUAAGGUUUGAUUUAGUCAUUGAUACAUUUGAAUAUGAAAAUAUUUGGUAUUUCUUCCAAGUAAUAGUAUGGCCAAAAUUAGAUAAGUUCCAUUUGAUAGUAACGAAGAAAUAGGAAGUAUUAUUACAAAUCACCAAAGAAAUUAAAUAAAUAUUAAAAGAUUUAAAUUUAAUAUUAACUUUUGGAGGUAAUUUAUAAGUACGUAAUUUCCAAAUACUUGAAGUAUACUAAAACGAGGGGUUUUCUUAUUUUCCAGGUCCUAUAUGGUAAUAGGAAGUAUCAAUUCAAAGACUAGACCUUGAUUUUGAUUUCAUUCAUUAUCUUUAAGAGACAUUUGAAUAAAAUUUCAAGCAUUGCCUUUGUAAUCAAAAUCAAAAAUAUAAAAUAAACGACUAAGACUUUAAAAAUUAAUAAUAACACUAAUUUAUAUCCGAAAACUAAAAUUGCGAUUCCUUCAUUCUCAUAGGAUGGAUUAAAAUAAAAGAAAAUAAGAAUUCAUAUGGAAAAUUUAGUUAUUAAUUAAUGAAGGUUUCAGCCAAUUUAUAAAAUCCACAAUUAUAGAAUCAAAACUUGUCUCCCUUUUAAUUAUUUUAUCAUUUUGCUACAUUAAAUAAUGAGAUAGAAAUUACUACAUAUAAUUAUACUUUUCCUGAUUCUUCAAUUGAUUUUAUAGAUGAUCCUUUUUUAUUAAAGAAUAAAUGGCUAAUCUAAAACUAAAUAUCACUUUGGCAUUAUUUAAAAGUAGAGUUAUUAAAGUCGAAAUUAAAAGUUGAAAUUACAUUCUAUAAUUAAUAGGAAAUUAAUAAAUAUGAUGUUUAGUAUGAUGUUUAUUAAUUUCAUAAUUGUCAGUUUUAAGUAAAAUAUGGAAAUUUGUUAGAUAUAUAUCCUAAUUAUUUAAUUGUUUAAGUCAGAAAUUUAGAAUUUUAUAAUUGUUUUAUAGACUAAAUCUAAUUAAGCUGCCAUCUAAGCUGCAAAGAUUGUGAUGGUCCAACUAAUCAGGAUUGUUUGUCUUGCCCAUAAGAAUCAAAAAGAAUUUAUCUUCCAGAACAUAAAGUCUGUAUAUGCCCAUAUAAUACAAUUGAAAUUGAAAAUUAAUGUUAAGAUUAUAAACAAUCUAAUCUACAAUUGAUAAAGGAGGAAAUCUUACAAAAAAGUAAAAAUUGUUUAUACGGUUAUUUUGAAUUUGAUGGAGAUUGUUAUUAAUGGUAAAUUAUCAUGAAAUAUUUAGUCCUUCAAUAAUUAAGGAAGAUUAGAUUACAUGUUAUGAAUGCUUAAGUAAUCCAUAGAACUGGUAUCAGAAUCCUAUCUGUUAAAAUACAUUUAUUUUCAAGCCAAAUACUAUUUUAGAGGAAGCAUUUUAAUUAGUUGAUAAUGUUCAGUUUUAUUUCGAUGGAGUAUAAUUAAAUCCCAUUCAUUAAACCCACUCAUUCCCUUAUAAUAACAAUUUAUUAAAUUCAGAUGGCAUCUUUAAAGAAUAUUUAUUAGCAGAAAUGUAUUUUAGACAUUUUUGUUAGUAAAUUGAUCUUGAUUAAAGCGAUUAAUUAAUUUGUUACGAAUGUUUUAUAGAAUCCUGUUAAAUUUGUUAAAUAUCUAUUGAAUCCUUUUAAUGUGUAAAAUGUGAUGAAGGUUUUACAUUAAUAGAUGGUAAUUGUAUCUAUAUAGAAAAAAAUUAUUCAAAUGAUUAACUUAUCUGCUUACCACCAUUAUAUCAUUCAUUUAAAAAUUAAUGCAAAUUAUGCGAAAUCAAAAAUUGUAUUUAUUGUUUUGAAUACUCAGCUCAGAAUUUAGAUUUAUGUUCAUUAUUGAACUUAUCUGAAUUAGUAUUAAUAUGGUUAUAAAAUGUUUAAUAAGGUUGCGCACUUUGUGAAUAAGAUUAUAUCUUUGACUUUACAUUAGGAUUAUGUUUACUUUAGAAACCUGAAAUAGAAAAUUGUUUAAGAUCUUUUAUUAACUUAUAAAGUAAGGAACAGUGUACUUUAUCUAAAAAUGAUGAUUUUUCUAUUGCCCCUCAAAUUUCAAAUUGUGAGAAUCUAAUAUUAAAAUGUUAAUACUGUACAAUCAAUAUUGAGAAAUAAAUCAAAUGUGUAUUGUGCCAAAAAGAUUACAUUAUUGAAAAUAAUAAUUGCUAUUAAAAUGAUGAAUUUGAUGUUGAAACAUAAUUAAUUCAAAAUUAGGUCAACUAGAUUCAAAGUUUUGUACUUUAAUUUGUACCUCAACUUAAAUUAAAUGUUUAUAGUUAAUUUUUGAAUCCAUAGCCAAAAAUUGAUGAGCCUUGUGAUCCAGAAUGUCUAUUGUGUGUUUCUCAAGUCUAAACUUUUUGUAAGGUAUGCCCAUUAAAUUAUUACAAAAAAUCAGUCAUAACAGAAUAAAGUACAAAAUGUUCAUAUUGUCCUCCAUUAUGUUAAGCAUGCAUUAAUCGUUUAGAUUAGGAAAUUUAGGUAUAAAUAUAAAUAUAAUAAUUAGAAAACUUAACCAAAUUUCAUAGUAAAUGAUUUAAACCAAAUCUAUACAAAGAAAUGUAUUUAUCCAUAUAGAGAUUCUGCUAUUAAGUUAGAUUCUUAUUAACAUUUAAUUAAAUAUUGCUUUAAUAGUGAUUGUUAGAAUAAAUUUUUGUUUGAAAUUUCCUAAUACUCAUGCGAUUUUUCUAGAUUUAAUCGAAAUUAUGAAGAUAUUAUCAAUACCUAAUAUUGUAACUAAAUUGGGAUUGAGGAAUUAACAAUAAAUUUUACAUUUAAGGUCUUUGAAUCACUUUGUUUUUUUAUCUUGCCUUUAAACUUAAAGACUGAAUUAAAACAAAAAAUAUUUACAUUGCAAAAAGUGAAUUUUCAUUUAUCAUCUUAGAAAUAUUUGGAAAUUAUUCUUACAUUUCCAUUCUAAUUUAAUGAAUUUGAUUAAAUUGAAAUUAGUAAUUUAGGCUUUGUGAUUUAAAAUGAUUAUUAUUUACUUUUUAAUAAUAGUAAGAAUUAAGUUCAUUUAAAAAUUAUUAACUUUACAAUUCAGAAUAGUACACUAUAAAAUAUUAAUUCAUUAUUUGCAACAGAAGUAUUUGGUAAUAUAACAUUAAUAAAUUUUACUAUUUCUAAUUCUGAAUUUCUUAAUUCAUCUAUUUUUAAUUUUCAAAAAUAACUAUUAUUAGGAUAAAUAAAAAUAAUAUCAUUAUCAAUUCUGAAUUGCACAUUUAUAUAAUCUGCAAUAUUUAAGUUCUCUUAAAUAGAUUAACUUCUAUCCUUUCAAUAAUUCAUAAUCAUUUAAUCCUAUUUAAAAAACUCAACAAUAAUUAGUUUCUUAAACAGUUAACCUUAAUAAGGAUAUCUAUAAGGAGAAAACCUAAAAAUACGAAAUAGUAGUUUAGUAAACUCUUAUUUUAUUAAUAGCACUGCAUAAAUGAGAAUACAGUUUAAUAAUUUAGACAUAUGUUUCAAUUAUUUAGAAACUUCAAUUAUUAUAACUAUUAGUUUUGAAAUUUCAAUUAAAUAAAUAAUAAUUCUAGAAAAUUUAUUUGUUUUCUCCUAAUUCUUAUCAGUUACAUAAAUAUUAUUUAAGAAUCAUUAAAUAUGUUAUCUAGAUAAUUUGAAUGCGAUAAAAAAUGAAUUUUAGACUUCAAAUAUAAUUCUCAUAUUUUCUACAUUUUAAACAAAUACCAUAUAAAUUUAAUUAACAAAUUUCAUCAUCAAAUAAAAUUCUAAAUAUUCUACAUAUGAUGAUAUGAUUUAGCUAUUUUACAUAAACAGUAAUGAAAUAUAUAUAUCAAAUUUCUUAAUUGUUGAUAAUAAUAAUUUCGUCAUAUUCUAUUUAUCUGAAAAUAAUAAGCUAUUAAUUUCGAAUAUAAUAUUUAAGAAUUCACUUAAAAAUAAAAAGAUUCCUUUAUCUUAAGAUUGUUUAUAAUUAAUAUAAAAAACUAAACUACUUUUAAUUAUAGGCUUCACUAAUAUAUAUAUAACUAAUAUUUAAAUCUCAAAAAUUCUCAAUAUUGAUGAAUCAAUAAUAUAAAUAAGUCCAAGUUAAUAAAGAUUAGAAUAUUUCAAUUCCUAUAUCGAGAUAAUGAAUCUAUAAUUUACUGAAAAUACUUUAAUUUAAUCAACUUUGGUUGAUCUGAUUUCAUGUUUAAUUAUCGAAUCCUAUAACAAGGCUACCAUAAAAUUAAAUAAUAUCUCAUAUUUUGAAAACUUUCUCCACUCUUAUUCAAGUGGUUCAAUAAGCACUAUAGUAAAUUUAAUAUACUUUAUGUCUUCAUCAAGUGUAAUAGAAAUUACAAAUUUAUUUUAUGAGAAUAACACUUUGACUAAUUCUUCUAAUUCAUUUAUGAUAAUAAGAUCUGAUAUUCUAAUGAUGAUUAAUUUUACAAUAAAUAAUUUAAAUUUAUUAUCACAAUAAUUAUGGGCAAAUUAUUAUGACUUUUAAUUUAAUGGAUUAUUGGAUUAAGAAAGUUUGAAUGAUUUUGUUUUCUAAGUUUUACAAACUAAAAAUAACGGAGGAGGUGUUGGUUAAUUCUUAGUUUCUAAUAUAUCUUGUAUAAAUUGCACAUUCAAAAAUAUAUUAGCAAUAGAAAGUUUCAUAUUUGACAUUUCAACAAAGGCAAAUGGCAUCAUAAAUUUUAUAAAUAUCAAAAUAGAUUAUGCAAAUAACAACUUAAAAUAAAUUAAAAAAAGUAUAGGUUGCUUUAAUAUAGAGUCUUCAAAUAGUAAGCUGAAUCUAAGAGUGAAAAAUGGUUUAUUUACUAAUAUAUUUAAUAGAAUGGGACCUUCCAUUUUUACAAUUUAACCUUCUAAAUUAUUGAAUUCAAUCUUUUUAAAUGGUAUAAACCUAUUAAAUUGUCUUUCAUUAAAAGAUUAGAUACUGAAUGUUAAAUUUUCAUCUUCAAUAGCUGUUAAUAAUAAAGUUAUAAUUAAAAAAGUGAGAAUUGUUCAAAAUCAUGAUGCAUGGAUACAAUAUUUCUAAAGGAUUAAAGAUUUAACCAUAUAAGAAGUCACUGACAUUGGAAAUAGUAAAAACUCAUUAAUGUUUUUCUAAAAUUGUAUAAUUAAUAUAGAUGGAUUUAUAUUAGAAGGGAUAGUUAUUAAUUCUAUUUUUUAAUUUGAGAAUAUACCUUAAUUAUAACUUAAUAAUAUAAAAAUAGAAAAUAUUUAAUUGUUCUACUUCCUUAAUUUAAUCACAAUUACUUAAUUUUUGUAAAUAAAAUCAAUAAUCAAAAUUAAAUAACUCAGUAUCAGAAAUAUUUCUAUUUACAAGAAUGAUAUAAAUUAUUCAUUGAAUUAUUUUUCAAAUAUUUAUCUUAUUCGAGGAUGUACACUAUAUGAAUAAUCUUUUGAAAAUUAACAACAGGAUCAUCUAUUUUUAGGUGUUAAUUCACUUUAAUAAAUAAAUAACAAAGAUAACUCACUAAUUUACAUCAACAGCAUUUCAAAUUAGACUAUAUUAUUUUUUAAAGACAUUACAUUAUAUUUAAAUAAUUGUUAAUAAUGUUAUAAUGGAAUGGUUUUCAUUGAAACUUAAGACUUUAAAUCUAUUAAAUUUUAAAAGCUUAAUUGUUAUUAUAACUUAAUAAAAAGAAAUGGAUGUUUGUAUUUUCUAUAAUUAACUGAAAUUGCAUCUAAAAUAUAAAUUGAGAAUUCUAAUUUCCUUUAUAAUAAUGGUAGUUAGGGAGUAGCUAUUUUCUCAUAAAAAGUGAAAAUAUCUAUAAAGUUUUGUAAAAUUAUCAAAAAUUAUGCAGAAAAUUUUGGUGGAGGCUUAUAUAUUCACUCAAAUUCUAUGAGCUUUAUUAUUAUUCAAUCAAUAAUUAUAGGUAAUAGAGCAAGAGUUGGUGGUGGUAUGUAUUUAAAAGGUGAUUGCAAUUUAAAUAAGGAUAAUUUUGUAUCUUCAAUAUUAUUGUUUAAUAUUGCUUAAGAAUAUGGUAAUAAUGUUGUAGAGAUUCCAACUCAUUUGGCUAUUUAUCUGAAUUUCAUGGAAAAUCCUUCAAAACCUUCCAUUUUAAAUAAUACUAAUUUUAAUAUGUUGAAACUUAAAAGGUAUCGGAUGAUUGAAUAAGGAAAUUAUAUUUAUACUAAUGAUUUAAUAAUACCAAGUAAUUAGGUUAUUAAAACUCUCUAAAUUUUUGAUUUACACAACUCAACUUAUAAGCUUUUUGUUAAAGAUAUUAGAUUAUUCUACAAAAAUAGUAGAAAUGAAAUAAUAUUUGAUCAAUUUAAUUCAACUUGUGAAGUUACAAAUAAAAUUAUCACUACGACUUUUCAAGAAUUAUAUAGAAAAGGAAAUGUUUAAACCUUAUUUUAUGAUAAUUAAUAGAAUUCAUUUGAUUUUGGAUUGUUAUAAUUUAAUUUAGAUCCUAAUGAAUAAACUUAUAAAAAUUUAUAAAUUGAAAUUAAUUGUUAAAUAGAAGAGGCCAGAAAUAAUUUACUUUAUAUAAUAACUGCAAGAAGUCUAAAAUGCCAAUUAGGUGAAUUUUACAUAAAUGGUGGAUGUCAGAUCUGUUAAUCAAAUUAAGGGUAUUAUUCAGUUACAUAUAAUGCAACAAAAUGUUCUAUUUUUGAUAAUGAUAAGCACUUUGAUAUUACUUCAAAUAUGAUAAACUUGUUACCAGGAUUUUGGAGACCAAAUAAAUUAUCAGAUUAUGCAGAGUAUUGUUUUAAGAAUCCAUAAUUUUGUCAUGGAGGUUGGUAAGUUGGUGAUUAUACAUGCAGUGAAGGACAUAUAGGAGCAUUGUGUGAAGAAUGUGAUGUUUAUGAUACUAAGGGAUUUGGUAAAUAUUUUAAAAAUUAAUGGGAUUAAUAAUGUCUAAAAUGUUAAUUUGAGUUAAGUAAAUUAAUCUCAGUAUUUAUUGUUGGAAUUUGGUAUUGAAUUCUUAUUAUAAUAGGACUUUUGUGUCUAUAUUUAUGUCUUUAAAAAGUAUACAUUCCUCGAACUUAUUAUAUGCAUAAUUAAUUAUUGGAUAACGAUUUAAUAAGAUAUUAUUUAAAUUAAAUUAAAGUAAUAGUAAAAUAAUUAAUUAUUAGAUCAUGAAAGUAUUUUGAUAAAGAUGCUGUUAAAUUAUUUCUGGAUAUUUUCUGUGAUAUUUACUUUUAACAUAGAAUUCUCUUUUUCUUUUAUUUUUAUUGAAUAAACUAGUGAUAGUUCUUCUUUUAUGUCUAAAGAUUUGGAUUGUUAUUUGUCAUUGAUUCAAUAGAUACCAAAUAUUUAUUUGAAAAUAUUGACAAUGAUAAUAUUAAUGGUUAUGUAAUUUAAUAUAAUAUUUAUUGGAUCAUCUUUGUAUUUGUUGUAUGUUAAACAAAAGUAUGAUUUAAGUAUUUUAUCGAAUACUGCUUUAUAUUUGUAUAUUUUCAAUUUUGCAGGAUUAGUUAAAAUGUAUAUAUUAAAUUCAAAAUUAUUAGGUUUUCAUCUGUUGUUUCUAGAAUAGAAGUAUCAAAUACUAAUUAUAUUCAUGGUGAUGUUUCUAUGAUAUAUGGAACUCAAGAUCAUUAUUUAUGGAUGUAUUAUUUUAUAAUCCCUGGAUUGAUUGUGAUUGGUAUUUUGAUACCAUUAUUGAUUUUUAUCUUGUUGAUGAUAAAUUAAAAUAGAUUGGAUAAGAUUAAAAUUAGAAGACAUAUUUCAUAUUUAUUGAAUGAAUACAAAAUGGAAGGAUUUUAUUGGGAAUAGAUUAAAUUAUUUAAGAAAGCAAUCUUAAUAUUUAUUCUGACCAAUUUUGAAACUGAAAUAGUUUUGAAGGCUUCCCUAUUAGGAUUAUGUUUAUUAAUGUAUCAGAUAUUAGCAGCAUUUAAUUAACCAUUCAUUAAUCAAAAAUUUAAUAAUUUGGAUUUAUAGAGUAGUUAAAUUUGUUCAAUUUCAAUUUUAUUAGCAUUAACAAAAUAAAUUUGUGAAUAAAAGAAUUACUUAGGUGCUUCUAUGCUGAUAUAAAUUGUUAUUAUUAUUUGCUUUAUUAAAAUGUGUUACCCUUUUAUUUUUGACAUAGUAAGAAGUUAUAUAAAGCUUUAUAAAUUGUAAUUGUUAAAUAAAUUGUAUUAACUUCUAAAUUCUAAAGUACCAAAUCUGUAUUUUACUAUUUUAUUAAAAAAUUUUUUAGAGAAGGAGAAGUUGAGAGAAAUAAGAAUCAAAUAUCUUUUUAUGCAAUUGAGAGAUCAUCUGAUAUAAUUUUCAAGAAUAUAAUUAAAAAACUCAAAGUAAUUUAGAUAAUUGAUAUCUUUACUAACUUCAAGAAUUCAGAGUUCAAAAUAGAUUACCGCAAGGAAUGAUUUUCAUUAAAAUCAUAAUAUGGCAUCUGAAGAUACUAACAAAAGGUAUAUUUCUAAAUUUGAAAGAAGCGAUUAUGAAAAUUGA
Molecule: messenger RNA, 8634 nt
Organism: Paramecium primaurelia
Lineage: Eukaryota; Ciliophora; Oligohymenophorea; Peniculida; Parameciidae
Source: the annotation of a GenBank genome assembly